This is a messenger RNA of Silurus meridionalis, 3102 nucleotides long. It is a transcript of the gene ccnt2a, whose product is annotated as cyclin T2a. Gene Ontology annotation, cellular component: nucleus; cyclin/CDK positive transcription elongation factor complex. Lineage: Eukaryota; Metazoa; Chordata; Actinopteri; Siluriformes; Siluridae. Gene Ontology annotation, molecular function: cyclin-dependent protein serine/threonine kinase activator activity. The record is from RefSeq and is a predicted model, not a curated record. Gene Ontology annotation, biological process: regulation of transcription by RNA polymerase II; positive regulation of DNA-templated transcription, elongation. The transcript is spliced from 10 exons. The coding region runs from base 70 to 1908 and encodes 612 amino acids.
UGCCUUGCCGUGCGUGGCUUUGCGUGCUGACGUCGGCGCGCUGUCUACGACUGUUGUUGUCGGAGGGCAAUGGCGGCGCACCGGGGCUCGUCGACCAAAUGGUUCUUCUCCAGGGAGCAACUGGAGGCGACGCCGUCGCGGCGGUGCGGAGUCGAGCCCGACCGGGAGCUCUCGUACCGGCAACAAGCCGCGAACCUCAUCCAGGAUAUGGGACAGAGGCUGAACGUCUCGCAACUGACGAUAAACACCGCGAUUGUUUACAUGCACAGGUUUUAUAUGUACCACUCGUUCACCAAAUUCCAUAGAAACAUCAUCUCUCCCACCGCGUUAUUCCUGGCGGCGAAAGUGGAGGAGCAACCCCGGAAACUUGAACACGUGAUUAAAGUGGCGCAUGCCUGUUUAAACCCUCAAGAGCCUCCUUUAGACGCAAAGAGUAAUGCGUACCUCCAGCAAGCGCAAGAGCUGGUGAUACUUGAAACCAUAGUGCUGCAGACUUUAGGCUUUGAAAUAACUAUUGAGCAUCCUCAUACUGAUGUUGUGAAAUGUUCCCAACUAGUGCGAGCAAGCAAGGAUCUGGCACAGACUUCCUAUUUCAUGGCUACCAACAGCCUCCACCUCACCACGUUCUGCCUGCAGCACAGGCCCACGGUCAUCGCUUGCGUAUGCAUUCACCUAGCCUGCAAGUGGUCUAACUGGGAGAUACCCGUGUCUACCGACGGCAAACACUGGUGGGAGUACGUAGACAAUUCGGUCACUCUCGAGCUACUAGACGAGCUGACGCACGAGUUCCUUCAGAUUUUGGAGAAGACUCCCAGUAAGUUAAAGAGGAUUCGAAACUGGAGGGUAAUUAAUUCUGCAACACAAGCUGCGAAAAAACCUAAAACGGACGGACCAUCAUCAGAGAGCACGUCUUUUCCCGACCCCUCGUUAGCCCAGGACCAGUCGAUGGUAGACGCCGUUUCCGGAGUUUCCACGAACGCAGCCUUUUCCAAACCUUCUACGUCGUUCCCUAUGUCCCUCCAAGGCAGUGGGCUUCCAUUGGACCAUAUUGCCGGCACUGUGCAAGGCACAUCAUACGAUUUUCCAGGCUCUGCGGACUGGCCUCAUGACCAAGCACUCUCAGACUCGUACUUUCUUAAACAGCUUCCUCUGCAUCUUCACCGCACCGAGUUUCCCACAGUCAAACAGGAACACAAGGCCAAGUCGUCAGCGUUCCCGCCCCCUUCCACGUCUCAGCCGCUAAAAAUGUCCCUGGAGAAGUACAAGGAGAAGCACGCGGCCGAACUGGCGGCCCAGAAACGCAGGCAAGAGCAGCCAAGCACGGAAUCAGAGUCCAGAGAUUUGUUCGGUGGGUCUGGUCAGGUUGAGCACCGAAAGCCGCAACACCCUUACGCUCACUUGCAGCAGGGCUCGAGCGGCACCUCCAUAAGCUCGCCGCUGAAGAUGAAACUGCCCUUAAUGGGCCAGGAGAAAGCCCGUGGAGACAGACGGGAGAAAGGGAGCUCGCUGAAGCUCCGUCUUCCCGUCCAGGCCGAGAAGAGUGGAACGAGUAAAGAGGAGCUGAAGAUGAAGAUCAAGGUUUCCUCGGAACGCCACAGCUCGUCGGAUGAAGGCGCGAGCAAAAGCAAGCAUUCCAGUCCGCUGGUCAGCAAGGAAAAGCAUCGGCACCACCAUAAACACUCGAACCCGCACUCGCACGGGGGCGGAGGAGGCGCCUCUGCCCUCAGGAGCCCCGGGGGUGAUGGGGCCCAAGGCUCGAGCUCGUCCCGUAAGAGGACGCAUACCGACGCCAGCCAUAAUCACCACCCCAAAAAGAACAAAAGCUCCAAGCCAGCCGCAGGUGGACUCCGAACAUCUCAGCACGCUCCCGAAAGCGGACAAGGAGUCGGCGGAGAGCCGUGGUCCUGAGAACACCAACACACAGUACAAGGACUCGCUGUUAAGGACUCAUGCGACGAAAUCAUGAGCGCCUUUUGAGAAGGACACAGAGGUUUAUCCUCGUUUAAAACGUGAGCGAGGUGAAGAGUAAAAAAAUCUUCCUGAAGUUUGUGAUUCCCUUCGCUCGCUUGCUGCCUUUUUUUUCGUACGCCUAACUGCUGCUUUGUGUUCCACAUUUCCAAGUGUGUGUGGGGGUGUGUAUCAGCGCUAUGGGGACAUCCUGGUGCAAAUAAGUUUCUCCACACAAUAGAAUGCUAUGCUAAGGCAAGAAGGGUGCGAAUAUCUUUUUUUCUUUUUCUUCUUCCUUACGUGAUAAUUUAAAUAAUACCGUGUAAGACACUGAAGCGAUCCUGCUUUUUGUAAACACCCCCCCCCCCCCACGCUGCGUAGUUGUAAACACGCAACCUUUUUUUUCCCGCUUCAGUAUCUUUAUGUACGAUGUGCAUGUCUCAGCCAUCGAAGGAAUGCAGUAGAGCGUCGUUUACGCAGGGUGGAGAUAAAUGUACAUACGUUUUUGUAUGUUUAAAGAAAAGCUAUACUUUAAAUACUCAGGUUUGGCGCUGCUUGUAUCAUUCGGGGACGCGAGAGCCUGUAUUGCGCACAGCGGUCAGAAGAGGGCGCAGGAAUUCCAACAAUCACCUGGCAUGUCGUCCGAGGCGAUGCAGUGUAACUAAUACUAAUUAAUCUUUUUGUGACCUCCGACAUGGACUUCAGCUGGAUGCCAAAGUCUGUGCCUCAAAAAAAAAAAAAAAAAAAAAUCAAAUAAGGACACGUUCUAAUUCUAUGAAGUUUACAUAACCGUUGCUGUGAAGUGCAUUUAAAAUCGGUUCCUUGGUUACUCUGUAGCCUCUUUGUACAAAGUUGUAUAUCGAUAAGACGUUUUGAAUAAUUGGUGUUGAAUAAGAGGCGCCUGGGCCGUGCCCUACCAGUUCAGUCUUGCACUGGUUUGUUUCUUCCUUAGAUGUUUUUGUUUUUUAAUUUGUACAUGCAUUCAGUUUUUCUUUUUUUUUUUCUCUUCGCACCAAACAGUUUCUGAGGCAUUUAAUUUCCGACAGAAACCGAGACAUUCAAGCAAGGCAAGUCCAAAAUCUUCGAUUAUUUUUGGAUUUCGUCUCCAUUUCAUUUGGAUUAUGACAAUAAAUCACAUGGUUUCCACUACUUUAA